AUGGAACCUACUUUUCCACUAUUUCGACUACCCGAGGCUGUUAUCGUCCACGUGCUCCAAAACAUGAAUCUCAAUGAACUAUUUAUCAUCUCCCUGAUCUCAUCGAAAACCAAGAGCCUUGUGACAUCAUUAGGCAUAGAAGCCCGUUAUGUUGGCAUCAUCAUUUUUUGUACAAUCAGUAUAAAUGUGUACACUACAAAAUCCCAUACUCUGAACUUUUACGAUGAUUCAAAUGAUCAGAAUCCGUUAUCCCCCGUAGAUAUUUCUCUCCCAGUUGCUGCUUAUUUUGAAUAUCAAAGCAAAAGAAUCCAGGCUUCCACUCCAUUCAAUUUCAACGAUUGGAUGAAUCACAUUCGGACAGUAUUCUGUUUCACUAAUCAACAAGAUCUUAGUUUUUGUCGAGGUUGUGAGAGAUUUGAGGUUCAAUCGUUGAAAGAUACAAUUGGAAAUGUCGAUGAUCUCUACGUGGCUGAUGAAGUAACUGAUGUUUAUAGCCAGGAAAUUUUGAAACAUUUCAAUGCACCCAACGAAUUAUUUCUGCAUAGAAAUCCAUUUGACAAAGCUUGUGAAAUUCAAAAACCCUUUAUUCAAAACUUCCAAAGUAUUGUAUUUCAUGACUUCUUUUCGUUGGAUGACAUGUUAUUGGUCAAUAUUGAAAAAGUCAUGUUCGCAAAACCAAUAUCUCAGAAACAGUUCAACCGAUUCGUCAAACACUGGACCCGUGGUUCGAAUCCAAGACUGCAAUGCAUGUCUCUAUUUAUCGAAAUUACUAAUUCCGUGAGCAGAGAAGAGCCUUUGAAAGGAAUUGAUUAUGUUGAUGUGGCAGAAGAAGAUCAACUAGAAAUCUGUAGGAAGCACAGAAUUAAGAGUUAUUAUAUGGUUCAAAUCAGACGAAAGGAUGGGACACCUGCAGUGAUUGCGGCCGAGGAUUUCGGGAAUGUUCUUCAUGUUAAUUUUCUUGUUUUUUACUAA
This is a messenger RNA of Caenorhabditis remanei, 972 nucleotides long. RefSeq lists its product as uncharacterized. NCBI's taxonomy places the organism in Eukaryota, Metazoa, Nematoda, Chromadorea, Rhabditida, Rhabditidae. The coding region runs from base 1 to 972 and encodes 323 amino acids. Gene Ontology annotation, molecular function: protein binding. The record is from RefSeq and is a predicted model, not a curated record. The transcript is spliced from 2 exons.